Molecule: messenger RNA, 670 nt
Organism: Caenorhabditis angaria
Lineage: Eukaryota; Metazoa; Nematoda; Chromadorea; Rhabditida; Rhabditidae
Source: the annotation of a GenBank genome assembly
AUGAACCGUCUCGCUCAACCAGUCGGCAGAUCUGUUGUCAAAUCUUUCCAACGCAACUCGUCCGGACCAUUCUACGGAUCCAACAACGUUGAUGGAUUCAAAGAUACAUUGACCCACACUUUGAAGGCUUCAAACAGUAUGUUUUUAAGCCAUUACUAUUGAAAGUUUUAGUGAAUCUUGAGCAUUUUUUGAUCAUUUUCAGACAUAUAGUGUUUCUCCUCAUUUCUCGGAUAAUCUUUUUCAUAAACAAAAAUUUUUCAGCCACCCAAGAAACUUGGCGCAAAAUCUUCUACAUCGCUUCUCUUCCAUGUUUGGCUCUUACCAUGUAUGCCGCUUUCGCUGAUCACAAGAAGCACUUGUCCCACGGACGCCCAGAAUAUGUUGAAUACGCUUUCUUGAAUGUCCGCAACAAGGUUCGUGAUUUUUCUAGUGGGAUCAGGGUCAUGAAAAAAAGAUAUAAAUAGUUUCGGAAUAAUCUAUGGUUGAAUAUUUUUCUCUAUGGAAAAAUAUGAAAUCUUAAAAUUUGAAUAAAGUUUAUCUUCAAAACAUCAAAUAAUCUAUUUUUCAGCCAUUCCCAUGGGGAGACGGAAACCACUCAUUGUUCCACAACAAGUCUGAACAAUUCGUUCCAGGAGUCGGAUUCGAAGCCGAACGCGAAUCGCACCAUUAA